Molecule: messenger RNA, 2856 nt
Organism: Penicillium digitatum Pd1
Lineage: Eukaryota; Fungi; Ascomycota; Eurotiomycetes; Eurotiales; Aspergillaceae
Gene: rom2
Product: putative Rho guanyl nucleotide exchange factor (Rom2)
Biological process (GO): intracellular signal transduction
Molecular function (GO): guanyl-nucleotide exchange factor activity
Source: RefSeq, a predicted model, not a curated record
AUGCAGCCCAGUCCUGAUGAGUCUGUUGCAUCUCGUCAACCAAGCGAUGCAUCACAGAGAUCUCGGACUAUGUCCAUGGCAUCCACCGUUGCGCCCGAUCGGACGAUGAGCGUUCAAAGCCAAGCCACACAGGCCUCCUCCGGUCAAGUUACCCUUGUUUCUAGGGACUCGCAGCGGAAAGUUCCGGUGGUAUAUCCUGCAUUACUUUCUCUCGUCGCUGAGGUUUUCAGGGAGAAGAUCUCACUCGGCGAACGACAGAAAAACGGUCUCUCGUACCAGAAUGCUUUCUCUGGUACUGAUUCGGUUGACUUGAUCAGCUCUAUCAUCAGAACCAACGACCGCAACCUCGCUCUUCUGCUCGGCCGUGCGCUGGAUGCUCAAAAGUUCUUCCACGAUGUCACAUAUGACCACCGUCUUCGAGAUGCACCCGGAGAGGUCUACCAAUUUAAGGAAACAAUGGGAGAAGACAAGUCGACAAUCGAGGUUAAUGGUGUCUUCACCCUCUUAACUGAAUGUUAUUCUCCUACUUGCAACCGGGACACACUCUGCUAUUCCAUUGCUUGUCCGCGACGACUCGAGCAGCAAGCCAGGUUGAAUCUGAAACCUCAGCAGGUACUGGGAACAUCGGAAUCCAAAACUGCUCUUCCUCCCGAUGAUGAUGACGACAAUGAUAAUCAAAAGUUGUGGAUUAGCACAGUGCCCAAGGAGGUCUCGGACUCUGUUGACGAUCACGAGAAGAAACGACAGGAGAUUAUCUUCGAGGUCAUGUACACGGAGCGUGAUUUUGUCAAGGAUCUAGAAUAUUUGCGAGAUUUCUGGAUGCGACCAUUGCGCGCUGCUGGAACCGCCACUCACUCCCCAAUUCCGGAGCACCGGCGUGAGAAGUUCAUCCGAACCGUGUUUGGCAACUGCUUGGAAGUUCUCAAGGUUAACAGCGCUCUUUGUGAAGCCCUGAAUGCUCGACAAAAGGAGAGUCCAGUCGUUCAAACCAUUGGUGACAUCUUUUGUCAACAUGUUCCCAAUUUUGAUCCUUUUAUCAAAUAUGGUGCCAACCAACUUUACGGAAAGUACGAGUUUGAGAAGGAAAAAGCAUCAAACCCAGCCUUCGCCAAAUUUGUUGAGGACACGGAACGUCUCAAGGAAUCCCGAAAGCUAGAAUUGAACGGUUACUUGACGAAGCCUACAACUCGUCUUGCAAGAUACCCGCUUUUGCUUGAAGGUGUUUACAAAAAUAGUGCGGAUGGAACUCCUGACAAGGAAGAUAUUCCGAAGGCCAUCAAGCUGAUCAAGGACUUCCUUUCGCGUGUCAAUGCCGAAAGUGGAAAAGCGGAGAACCAUUUCAAUUUGGUCCAACUGAACGCUGCGCUGAAGUUCAACUCAGCGGACUAUGUUGAUUUGAAGCUUACAGAGGAAAAUCGGCAAAUGCUCAUGAAGAUGUCAUUCAAGAAGACUACAGCCGAUAGUUCCGAUGUUACUGCGUAUCUCUUUGACCAUGCCGUCUUGCUAGUUCGUGUCAAAGUGGUGAAUAAACGCGAGGAAUCUCGAGUUUAUAGGAAACCCAUUCCUUUGGAACUGUUAGUAAUCGCUCAGAUGGAAGAGGUUAUCCCACGACUGGGUAUUGCCAAAAGACCUUCGUCCAGUCUCCUGUCCAACAAGACUGUCAUCAACAAUCCCCCUCCUGCCAAAGAUGGCGGCCUGCCUAUCACGUUUAGACAUCUCGGCAAAGGUGGUUACGAACAAACUCUCUAUGCAACGAGCGGCGCCACACGGCGGAAGUUUAUUGAAGCAGUAGAGCAGCAACAACACAAACUGUGGGAGCGAAACAGCAAUUUCUACAACAAGACGAUCCUGAGCGAGGGCUUCUUCGCAGCGGUCAACCGGAUCAACUGUCUUGUUCCGAUUGACGGAGGCCGAAAGCUGGUCUACGGGACUGAUAAUGGUAUAUUCGUCUCUGAACGCUGGCCCAAGGACAAAACUGCAAAACCAAGAAAGGUUCUAGAGGCCACUCAAGUCACGCAAAUCGACACUCUAGAAGAGUACCAGCUGCUUUUGGUUUUGGCAAACAAAACCCUUUCUUCUUAUCCAAUGGACGCUCUCGAUUACGUUGAGGGCCAGAACAGCAUGGCAAAACGGCCCAAGAAAAUUCAGGGUCAUGCCAACUUUUUCAAGGCAGGCAUUGGUCUCGGUCGUCAUCUUGUCUGUUCGGUCAAAACAUCGGCGCUGUCAAGUACUAUCAAGGUCUACGAGCCGAUGGACAAUCUGGCAAAGGGAAAAAAGAAGUCUGCUGUCAGCAAAAUGUUCCAGGGUGGCCAGGAUACUCUUAAGCCAUUCAAGGAAUACUACAUCCCUGCCGAGUCUUCUUCCAUUCACUUCCUGCGCUCUACUUUGUGCGUCGGUUGUGCACGUGGCUUUGAAGUGGUCAGUUUGGAAACAACGGAGACGCAGUCUCUACUUGACCAAGCCGACACAUCUCUUGAUUUUGUGGCACGAAAGGAGAAUGUCAAGCCCAUCCAUAUUGAGCGUUUGAACGGCGAGUUCCUACUCAACUAUAGUGAUUUCUCAUUCUUCGUCAACCGCAACGGGUGGCGAGCCCGUCCGGACUGGAGGAUCGCCUGGGAAGGCAACCCGAACUCUUUCGCCUUGUCCUACCCUUACAUCCUGGCGUUCGAACCCAAUUUCGUUGAAAUUCGACACGUCGAAACAAGUGAAUUGACGCAUCUUAUGACCGGCAAGAAUAUUCGCAUGUUACACAGUUCCACUCGCGAGAUUAUCUACGCCUACGAAGAUGAGCAAGGAUAUGACACUGUUGCCAGUUUAGAUUUCUGGACCAACAAGCCACAGCCAGCCGCCACUUGA